Saccostrea cuccullata (small rock oyster) is the source of this 2021-nucleotide messenger RNA. RefSeq lists its product as uncharacterized. The record is from RefSeq and is a predicted model, not a curated record. The coding region runs from base 46 to 786 and encodes 246 amino acids. NCBI's taxonomy places the organism in Eukaryota, Metazoa, Mollusca, Bivalvia, Ostreida, Ostreidae. The transcript is spliced from 2 exons.
CUUUGGAGCGAAGUACAUAAAUUGUUGACUGAAGAAGAAAGAAAAAUGAUAGAAUGGACUAAAGACAAAUUGCCGGUGACUGGAAGUUGGAAUAUAUCUAACCUCAUUCCAUCAUUAGACCAUAAGAGGAAAGGUAGAGUAAUGGGACUAGCGACGAUUUUAACCGAGCAACAUGAAAUCAAAUUUGAAUUUUUGAAGGAAGGAGCAGUGGGAAGGAUUGCCAAAUUCAAAUCUGAUAUAGCAUUUGUAUCUCCAGAAAAUGAUGUCCUAAUUUUAGAGCUUGCAGAGCUAGAGUCGGAACCGAGAUUCUUUAAUCUAGUGGAAUAUAACAUUUCUGAAGAAAAGAUCCACGUGUUUGGUCAUCCUGAUGGAAUCCCACUUCAACAUGAUCCAGGAUGUACAAUCAUAGACAACGAAACAGAACUUACUGAACUAAAAAAAGAAGGAAUUGCUUUCUUUAAAAAGGAGUGGCCAGAAAAGGAGCUCGAUAUAAUAGAUGACUAUGCCCCGUGUGUUAUAUCUGAGGACAAAAUUUUAUUUCAUAGCUCCAGCAGCACUGCUCAUGGUGCUUCAGGUGCCCCUCUCACUAUCGUUGUUAAUGACACCAUUAAAGUGUACGGGAUGCUUUUAAAUGGACACCCCAAAAUAUUUUAUAAUUAUUAUAUUAAGAGAGACAUGAAACGACCUGAUCUGCUGGUGGAGUCGGGUAUCUCUAUGAGAAAUGUCAGGUCUUUACUUGAAUCCUGUUUACCAGAACUGGAAGAGGAGUUGUUCCGCAAUACAUGAUUUGUGAUUUGUUGUCCUGUUCUCUUGAUAUGUCGAAACAAAGACGAUAUGUUAUGAUAUAUGAUGAUUCCACAACAGUGUUUUGUUACUAUUUUAUAUAAAAGCAUCAUUAUUAUCAUUUGGAAUUUGAGUUUAGAUAUGCAGUUUUAAUUUGUCAUUGAUAUGUGUACAUGUUCAUUGUCCUUGUAUGGAUAUGUUAAUCGAAAAUACAAAUACAUUGACCUUGUCUGUAACAAAGGCUGAUAAUUGAGCCGUGGAAACGAUUCCUUUUUGUUACAUUUCCAAUUUCUCUGACUGGUGGAGAUCCAGCAAUGUAGUAAAAGUACUACUGUAAAAUCACUCAUUUUCCUGGGGUUUAAUUUUCGUUGUUUUUUUUUUAGCUAUACAGAGACCCAAAAAUUUAUGUCCACCACGAAAUGAAAUUUUUCACAUUUAUUACUACUUAAAAAGUCUUCAACCACGAAAAUGCAUCACGGUAAACCAAUAUAUUUUCCUCAAACCAUGAAAAAUUUACCUUUCGGAAAUAUAUGUGCUUUUACAAUAUGUUCUGUUCACCUUCGUGUGCCCUCCCAAGUGAACAGAAGGAUGGAUAUUUCUGUAUCUUGGAAAUUACAAUUGAUACAACAAAGUUUUAAAAGACUAUUUCACUUGCACCUGAUCACCUAUCAAAGAUAUUAUCUGGGGGCUUGGACUGAAGGAAAUUUAAUACGAUUGAUAAACUAGUCUGAUAUCUCGGUUGAAUUAUAGAAUAAAAAAGUUGUUUUUGGUUAAUACGAAGAUUUACUAAUUGUCGAAGUACAAUAUUCAAAUCAGCCUUCAGCCUCGGUGAAUAUUUUACUCCUCAGGUUUCUAAUUUCAAAAACAGGGUACAUAUUGACUUUAAAAAAAUAUAAAAAUGGAAAAGGAGAAUAGUUUAUAUAGUUACUUGCAGUGUGUAAAUGCAAGUAAACAUAUUUAUAUGUAUAUAACGAUAUUCGGACAAAGGACAAAUUUGUUACCAAAGUCGAAGGUAUGUAACAAUGCAAUAUGUGAAUUUUGUGAUAAAUUGAGACCGUGUUUUUUUUUCCUUCGUCCAUGUAUAUGUUAGUAAGAAAAAGAUGAUUUCUUUGUUGAGAUUUUUUCAGAGUAAGAAUUUUACAUGUACAAUGCUAUGAUACAUCAUUGUUCCACUACAGCGCUUUUUGUGAUUGUAUUAUACUACAGCAGCAUUAUAAUAAAGUGAUACAUUAUUUCUU